Messenger RNA from Nerophis lumbriciformis (worm pipefish), 2508 nucleotides. Lineage: Eukaryota; Metazoa; Chordata; Actinopteri; Syngnathiformes; Syngnathidae. The record is from RefSeq and is a predicted model, not a curated record.
AUGCAGGAGCCGAGCCUGGAUGGCAAAAUGCCAAAACAGGAGUAUAAUUCCAAGACUCUGGAUGAACAGAAAGAGAACGAUGACACAUCUGAGAAGACAUCCCCAAAUGAAAACCUCAAAUCACCACAGAAAGGCUCCAAAAGACAAAAAGUGACACAAUUUAAAGUAGAACUCCUGGAUAUGUCGGAUUACAAAGGAGAAAUUGAGAAACACUCCAAAGGACAGGCACUGAUAGAUAUGGUGUGUGAGCACCUCAACUUGCUGGAGAAGGACUAUUUUGGCGUAACCUUUGCAGACACAGACACCCAAAAGAAUUGGCUGGACCCCUCCAAGGAGAUCAAGAAACAGAUGCGUAACAGUCCAUGGCACUUUGCCUUUGCUGUCAAAUUCUACCCUCCAGACCCCUCCCAGCUCACUGAAGAUAUUACCAGAUACUACCUAUGUCUGCAGCUGAGGGAUGACAUGCUGUCAGGUCGACUGCCGUGCUCGUUUGUCACCCAUGCUCUCCUGGGCUCCUAUACAGUCCAAGCUGAGCUUGGCGACUAUGAUCAUGAUGAGCAUGUAUUGGACUAUGUCAGCGAUUUCCAUUUUGCUCCCAAUCAAACUCGUGAACUGGAAGAAAGAGUGAUGGAGCUCCAUCGAAACUACAAGGGUAUGACUCCAGCUGAGGCAGAAAUUAACUUUUUGGAGAACGCAAAGAAAUUGUCCAUGUAUGGGGUAGACCUGCAUCAUGCUAAGGAUUCCGAGGGGAUUGAAAUAAUGCUGGGUGUCUGUGCUAACGGCCUAUUGGUAUACCGUGAUAGGCUGAGGAUCAAUCGUUUUGCAUGGCCAAAGAUCCUUAAAAUCUCCUACAAGAGGAGCAACUUUUAUAUCAAGAUAAGACCUGGAGAGUAUGAGCAGUUUGAAAGCACUAUUGGUUUUAAGCUACCUAACCACAGAGCUGCCAAAAGGCUAUGGAAAGUCUGCAUCGAGCAUCACACCUUCUUCCGGUUAGUUUCCCCAGAGCCUCCUCCUAAGGGUUUCUUGGUGAUGGGCUCAAAGUUCCGAUACAGUGGGAGAACGCAGGCUCAAACAAGACAGGCCAGUGCUCUUAUAGAUCGACCUGCUCCUCAUUUUGAGCGGUCCACUAGCAAGAGGCACUUACUCUCCAGAAGUUUAGAUGGAGCAGAGUUCUCCCGGCCAGUGUCAGGCAUGUGUGAGAAUCACGAUGGCCUCUUCCACCACAGCAAUAGUGAACAGCGUCAUCUCUACAGCCCCUCUUUGGAUGAGCAGGAAACUGAACUGGAGCCCAGCUUGGAACAAGACGAGGAGGAUCUGGACCAGGAAGAAGGCGAUGAUGGAAAUGUCACUCCAAGCAAGAAGAAAGAAAUUGUGUUUCUCGAUAAGACACAGGAUGUCUUGCUGAAGCACCAGGCCAGUAUCAAUGAGCUUAAGAGAGCCCUGAGGGAACCCAACAGCAAGCUGAUGAGCCGUGAGAAGCGUCUGUCAGCAUCAUCGCCACCUAGCACACCAGAGAAAAAGGCUCUUGUUGGCCAGUUUGCGGGAAAAGACCCUGUUAACAGCCUGUCUGUUGAGGGGUUCAUCCAGAAGAAUGUCACGACUUCACCUGAGGAGCCUGUCUCUGCUCCCUUUGUUUAUGAUGAGCCAUUUUUUGAUGCCAAGAAGGAGCUCAAUGACAGGAGGCCACAGACGAUUGUAGUCCCAGAGGAGGAACAGGAUCAGGAUACUGUGGCCUGCUUGAAAGAGGCCAUUCUAGGCAUUGAGCGCAAGUCCUCCAGUAUGACUGUGAGCUCCACAUCCAGCCUGGAGGCAGAGGUCGACUUCACUGUUAUAACAGACCUGCACUCCUGCGUGGAGGAUGCCACUGAAGGCAUGGCCUAUCCGGGGGUGAGAGAGCAACAACCCGAGGUGGGACGGGAAGACUUUGAGGAAACAUCUCGGUUCUACUCUGCACGUCUAAUGGGUCAGAUGGAUAAAUCUCCCUUAGAGGAUAAACUUCCUGAAGAUGGACUGUAUCAUGAGCCCCCUGUGGUCAGAAAAGACCCCAGUGCUGUGUCAAUGGCCCAGAUGCUAAAAAGGUCUGACUCCAAGCCAGAGUCUCACACAAAUGGGUCAGAAGUUCAAGCAACUGUCACAACUGUCACACCACAGAGGCUGUCCUUCACACGCGAUCCUUCUGUUAGCCUUAAAGAAAAUGGCUCUCCUGUAAAAGCCUGCACUAAAGGUCAAGAGUCUAUUGUGUCCCCAUUGAACAUCACUGCAGAAAGUGUCACGACUGCAACCACAACGCAAGUAACCAAGACUGUCAAAGGAGGCUACUCGGAGACCAGAAUUGAAAAGAGAAUUAUUAUUACAGGAGAUGAUGAUGUCGAUCAGCAUCAGGCCCUUGCUAUGGCAAUCCAAGAGGCCAAGCAGCAGCACCCUGACAUGCUUGUGACAAAAGCAGUGGUUAUAAGGGAAACUGAGUCCCCCACUGAGGAUCUACAGCACAAGGCAAAGGAAAACUAA